CUCGCGGCUCCAUUCAUCUCCCCCCUGCGGAGAAUAGCACAGUGCGGCUGCCCGCCGGAUCUCAGUGCUUCCCGCUGCCCCUCCGCCGUCCACCCUGCUUGUCGCUGUGCUGUAGACAUGUCGGUGGUGGGCUUUGACUUGGGAUUCCUGAGCUGCUAUGUCGCCGUCGCUCGGGCCGGGGGUAUCGAAACGGUGGCCAAUGAAUACAGCGACCGCAGCACCCCAGCAUGUAUUUCAUUUGGUCCGAAGAAUCGAUCUAUUGGAGCAGCAGCCAAAAGUCAAGUAAUAUCAAACGCAAAGAACACAUUACAAGGCUUCAAAAGGUUCCAUGGGCGGGCAUACACAGAUCCAUUUGUGCAAGCAGAAAAGCCUGGUCUUGCCUUUGAACUCGUAGAGUUGCCGACAGGCUCUGCAGGAAUCAAGGUUGUAUACUUGGAAGAGGAGAGAUCUUUUACCAUUGAACAGGUGACUGCAAUGCAGCUAACCAAGCUGAAAGAAACUGCAGAGAGUGCACUGAAAAAACCUGUAGUGGACUGUGUUGUGGCUGUUCCCUCUUUCUUUACGGAUGCAGAACGGCGGUCUGUAGUUGAUGCCACACAGAUUGCAGGGCUGAACUGUUUGCGCCUUAUUAAUGAAACAACUGCAGUUGCUUUGGCCUAUGGUAUUUAUAAGCAAGACUUGCCUGCUCCAGAAGAGAAACCCAGAAUUGUGGUCUUUGCGGAUAUGGGACAUUCCGCCUAUCAAGUGUCUGUCUGUGCAUUUAACAAGGGCAAACUCAAGGUCCUUGCCACAUCAUUUGACCCUACAUUGGGUGGCAGGAAGUUUGAUGACGUUUUGGUAAACUAUUUCGUUGAAGAAUUUGGCAAAAAAUACAAGCUGGAUAUCAAGUCCAAGAUUAGGCCUUUGCUACGUCUUGCUCAGGAGUGUGAGAAGCUUAAGAAAUUGAUGAGUGCAAAUGCUUCGGAACUGCCACUUAAUAUUGAAUGUUUCAUGAAUGACAUUGAUGUGACUGGAUCUAUGAAUCGAGGGCAUUUUGAAGAAAUGUGUGACAGCCUUUUAUCUCGAGUUGAACCACCACUACGAAGUGUUUUGGAACAAGCCAAACUAAAAAAAGAAGAUAUUUAUGCAGUAGAGAUAGUUGGCGGUGCCACUCGAAUCCCUGCUGUGAAGGAGAGAAUAAUGAGGUUCUUUGGUAAAGAAGUCAGUACAACACUGAAUGCUGAUGAAGCUGUAGCCCGAGGCUGUGCAUUGCAGUGUGCAAUCCUAUCCCCAGCUUUUAAAGUGCGAGAAUUUUCCAUCACAGAUCUAGUACCAUAUCCUAUAUCAUUAAAAUGGAAUUCUCCAGCUGAGGAAGGCUUAAGUGAUUGUGAAGUCUUCCCUAAGAAUCAUGCAGCUCCCUUUUCCAAAGUGCUUACUUUCUACAGGAAGGAGUCAUUCAAUCUUGAUGCUUACUACAGUGCUCCCAAGGAAUUGCCCUAUCCAGACCCAUCCUUAGGUCAAUUUCAUAUUCAGAAAGUCAUCCCACAAGCUGAUGGGUCCAGUUCUAAAGUAAAGGUGAAAGUACGAGUCAAUAUCCAUGGAAUAUUUAGUGUAUCCAGUGCCUCUCUUGUUGAAAUCCACAAAACAGAAGAUGGUGAGGAACCCAUGGAAACAGACCAGGUUACAAAGGAGGAGGAGAAAAUGCAAGUUGAUCAAGAAGAAGCUAAACCAGAAGAGAACCAGCAAGCAGAAAGCAAGACGAACCCUGAUGAGAUGGAGACCUCACAACCUGGGACCAAGGAUAAAAAGACCGAUCAGCCUCCCCAAGCCAAGAAAGCAAAAGUGAAGACCAGCACAGUUGACUUGCCCAUUGAACACUACCCCCCAUGGCAGAUUGGCAGGGACAUGCUUAAUUUGUUUGUUGAGAAUGAGGGCAAGAUGAUUAUGCAAGACAAAUUGGAAAAGGAACGGAACGAUGCCAAGAAUGCAGUAGAAGAAUAUGUGUAUGAGAUGAGGGACAAGCUUAGUGGAAUCUAUGAGAAGUUUGUCAGCGAAGAUGACCGGAACAGCUUCAUUCUAAAACUAGAGGACACUGAAAACUGGCUGUAUGAAGAUGGGGAAGAUCAGCCCAAACAAGUUUAUAUUGAUAAAUUAAAUGAUUUGAAGAAAUUAGGGAACCCUAUACAGAUACGCAAUCAGGAAUAUGAGGAAAGACCAAAAGCUUUUGAUGAACUGGGGAAGCAAAUUCAACUCUACUUGAAAGUUGUUAAUGCCUUCAAAAAUAAGGAAGAGGCAUACGAUCACUUGGAUCCUGCUGAUAUGGAAAAAAUGGAAAAGAGUGUAAAUGAGGCCAUGGAAUGGCUGAAUAACAAAAUGAAUUUACAGAUGAAGCAAGAUCCUACUGCAGACCCAAUAGUGAAGACCAAGGAAAUCCAAGGCAAAACUAAAGAGUUAAUAAACCUGUGCAACCCAAUAGUAACAAAACCGAAGCCCAAGGUCGAGCCACCAAAAGAGGAGCAGUCAAAUGAGCAGAAUGGACCAGUUGAUGGUAGUGCAAACAGCCAAGGGCCACAGGCUGCUGAGCCGAAUCCAGAUCCAGCUGCUACAGAGGCAGAGAAGAAGCUUCCUGAAAUGGACAUUGAAUAAAUUCCAUCUUUUAUUUCUAUUCUAAAACAGUAUAAUAAAGCUUUAAGUUGUUACCCACAUACGGCUCAGAGUACCAGUCUGAGGAAAGAGACAGCAGUUUUCCUAGUUACCUAGCCACCCUUUUAUUUCCCCUCCGCAUUUCUUUUUUUUAUUUUUUACUGAUCAUUUGACAUUCGUAUUGUUUGUUUGAAUGUUCUUUUCUAUUUAUGUUGCUUUAGCGUAAAUCCUUGUUGCUACAACUGAUUAGUGUUGGCUGUAACUUGCACAUUAGCCAGAAGGCCAAUGUGUCCGAAGCUACAAAAGGUAUGCAGCUUAAUAGCAGAACUCAAGGCCUACCUACCUACCUACCUACCUACAGAAAGCUGAAAUGCUACGAAAAGCUCUUGCCACAAUCAAAGGACACUCCUGUGUUCUGCGCUUUAAACUUUUACUCCAGAUCCUAAAGUCUUGGUUUGCAUCUUUCCCUGUAUGUUGCACUUCUGCCUCACUGACAGCUGGUUCCCUGCAUUAACAAAACCUUUUGCAUGGCAGCCUGGUGGUGCAACAAGAAACCAGAGUAUUAAAACCCAGCACUGGCAGCUUUCCCUUUAGGUAGUACCCUGAGUUUAUUGUACUGGCAUUUGCUUGAUCCCGUUAUGUUUUCCAUUACUAAGGUGUAGGUGUGAGUUCUAUAUACAGUUUGAUAGGUACCGUUCGCCAUCGCUUUAUGGAAGUCACAACGAAAAGCUUCAAUAGUUUAAUGGCCUUUGUUGUUUCUGAUUAGUGUUUAAUUCAGACUAAGCCACGAAUGACCAUCUUCAAUGCUGGAUUUUUAAAAGAACUACAUGCAUAUAGCCCUGUUCCUGGGGGAAUGGUGCAGCAAGUAUUGCUUUAUAACUAAGGCUUAAUAUAACAGCAUCACAUGAAAUGGACAGGGGAGUCGCUUAAGCCAAUGCAAUGCAGUUAGUUUGUCAAUCAUAUGUCAUGUGAUUUUAAACAUGGGGCAAGUAUUUGGGAAUUGUUUUUUGUCUUUAUAGGAUUCUGGCUGCCAUAUUGGUGCCAUGAGACAACUGGAUUAUAGAACAUGAAUGUUGGCUAAAAUUCUUGCCUCAAGAAGGUUUGUUGGAAGCGGAAACAGUCACAGGCAUAAUUUACACCUAAUAUUGAUGCUGAUUUAGUAACCAGUUACCAUACCCCCAUAGAAAAUCCAUCUUUGUAAUUUUUUUUUAUGAUUGUUACAUAACCAAAACUCUAAAACACAGCAGUUCUUGUCUCAAAAUAAACAUUGCUGGGUUGCAA
Molecule: messenger RNA, 3903 nt
Organism: Xenopus tropicalis (tropical clawed frog)
Lineage: Eukaryota; Metazoa; Chordata; Amphibia; Anura; Pipidae
Gene: hspa4
Product: heat shock protein family A (Hsp70) member 4
Exons: 19
Coding region: 118-2625 (835 amino acids)
Cellular component (GO): cytoplasm
Molecular function (GO): ATP binding; ATP hydrolysis activity
Source: RefSeq, marked provisional